AUGAUGCUGUGAUCUGCUAGUACAGUCUUGUCGAUUCACCGUUGCUGCAGGAUUGUUGUCAUUUUUUCUGUGGCUAGCCUUCAGCGCUAGCAAGCCGCUCGAUUUCUCAGGAACAUACUUCGUUUCAGCAGGAUGUUAGGAUGGAGCGUGGCCCAGUUCUGCCGGACAGCCUGGUGUUGGAGAUCUUCCUGCGUCUGCCCCAUGAUGCCGUGCUCCGAGCAGGUCUGACCUGCAGGCAGUGGCUGGCUGUUUCCAGAGAUGAGUUCCUCUGGAGGGAGCUGUUCUACAGCUACUACCGGAUCCCCCGUUCUGUACCCCGACACCCAGCGGCGGCGUCGUGGUACCGGGAGUUCAGGCGCCUGUUUGACUGUAUCCCCUGUGUGGAGGUUCAGACGCUGAGGGAGCACACUGACCAAGUGCUCCACCUGGCUUUUUCCCACAAGGGUCACCGCUUCUCCUCGUGCUCCAAAGACUGCACUGUUAAGCUGUGGGACACGGAGCGGCUAGACGGUAAUAUCGCGAUGGUGCACAGCUCCAGCAUGCGGCAGUUUAACUGGGGCUACACCCAGUUCUCCCAGUUCAACGCUGACGACACCCUGCUGCUGGUGUCUGGCGUCUACAUGGGCCCGCACCACUCUUCGUCUGGGGAAAUCGCUGUCAUCAGUCUGGAUAACUACACACUGUUGUCGCGUGUAAGGAACAAGCCGUACGAUGUGUUUGGCUGCUGGCUGAAUGAGACCCACCUGAUCUCUGGGAACCUGCACUGGAUCGGCAACAUGACGUCCUGCUCUGUGCUCUGGCUCAACAAAGCCUUCCAGGAUGUUGAAUCGGAGAACGUCAACGUGGUCAAGCGCCUUUUCAAGAUCCAGAACGUCAACGCCAGCACCAUCCGCACGGUGAUGGUGGCCCACUGCCGUCGUCAUGACAACCCGGACUUGCUGCUGGACUACGAGGCCCAGUCCCAGGCCCGGAGGCAGAAGGGGCAGCAGCAGCAGCAGCACCGGCCCCUCCUCUUUGAUCUGGGAACAUCCGGCAGCGAGGAAGACGAGGAUGAAGAGACGGGUGGAGAGGAAGCGAGGCUUCCCGCCCAUCGCUUCUCUCAGCCCUCCAUGUCAGGCCUGGGGCACGUUCUACAGGGUUGUAAAAAUGUCGGGCACACGGAGAUGGCGAUUGAGAGCCAUGUGGCGAAGGUGAUGGGCAGAGCCCACACCAAGGCCCCCGACGCCGCCCUAAUGGAGCCCUCUGAGCCUGGAGAGGGAGAGGACAAAACAUACCUACUCUUCACCACCGGCAGCCUUACUUACUCCCCUCACCAGAUAGGUAUUAAGCGGAUCAAGCCCGACCAGAUGACCACUUGUGGUCCUGUACUUGGGGAAGAGCGUAGUUCAGAUGAGUUCUUUGAUUCCUUAGACCAUGUGAUUGAUAUCCAUGGCCACAUCAUUGGGAUGGGCCUUUCUCCAGACCACAGGUACCUUUAUGUCAAUAGUCGUGCCUGGCCAGCCGGGUGUGUGAUUUCUGACCCCAUGUCACCCCCUCCCAUCGCUGAGGAGAUCGACCUGCAUGUCAUUGACCUGAAGAGUUUGAGGGAGGAGAGGAGGAGCUUGCGCGCUCACCGAGCCUUCACGCCUAACGAUGAGUGCUUCUUCAUCUUCCUCGACGUCAGCAGAGACUUCGUCGCCAGCGGAGCCGAGGACAAGCACGGCUACAUCUGGGACCGCCAUUACAACAUCUGUCUGGCGCGUCUGGCCCACGACGACGUGGUGAACUCGGUCGCGUUCAGCCCCGCCGACCAGGAGCUGCUGCUGUCCGCCAGCGACGACUCCACCAUCAAGGUCUGGCGCUCGCCACGCAUGGUCCGCCUGGCGCAGGCCCCCGGCCGCCCGCCGCGGCCCCGCAGCUUCCUGCCGUCCUGGCUGAACCGCGGCAAGAACUCGGCGCCCUCGAGCGGCGUGAACGGGAAACCACAAGCCGGGGCGGGAAACACCGGGACGGAGCAGGGGGAGGAGGUUUGACCCUCUUCCAAUGUGGUGGGAAUAUAUAUAUAUAUAUAUAUAUAUAGAUAAAAAUAUAUAUAUAAAUAUGUGUACAGUGUGGUUACAGUCAGUGAUUUUCUUCGCCCAGCAGCGCUAAGUGUCUUUGGCUAACGAGGAGGCGGGGACUCGGGGGGCCCGACACAGGAGAGCGCGGUCACACCAGCAAAGGAGAGACACACGCCCCCCCAGUCUGUGUUGUUCUGUUGAGGGGAUCGAGAUUAAAUGUUCUCACACGUAGAGAUCGUGUUGAGCGGACACCUCAAUGCACAAGACAGAAGGCCAGAUGUGUUACAAAGGUGUUUGUUUUGUUUUUUUAUCUGUAACCAUGGCUACGAACAGGUCAGGACUCCUGCGCCGGAGGGGUCAAUGUACGUAGAGUCCUGCAGAGGGAAAACUCAUCAGCGCCGGUGUCAUGUGCUGUAACUCCGAAUUACUUUCACUUAUUAAUGGAUUUGUCCAAUUGAUUUAUUGAGUGUAAACACCCUAGAACAAAUUUUUAAAAUUAUUUUUCAGAUAAUGAAAAGACUAUUUGAAACCAAACGGGAAGACGACCUUUAGCUGCUUUUACUGCUGUCGGCCUCGGUUCAUAAUUCUGUCCCCUCCCAGAAAUGAUGGAUCACUCUGUUCAAAGUUGAAUCAUUGAGUAACUAAAUGUAGUGGAUGUAAUGUAGAGUCGAUGGGUAACAGUUAGCAAGACGUUCUCUGCGUAGCAAAUAGUGGUACAACGGAUCCGAUCACAGACAGAGUGGAAACCAUCAAACCGUCUACAUGUUUAUUAGGUUACAGUCAUUUGUAGUUGUUUUUUUUCAUAAAGGUACACAACUCAGUUCACAAUUUAGCGCAAUCAGAGAUCAGCGCCUAGAAAAGCCUAAACGCUGAUUUCCUGAUCGCACAUUUGACUCAUUCAGUUGAACUUUAUUUCACACUGUGAUGGUUAACAUUAAACUGUGUAAUUAAUACGCGGCCCACAUUUCUGCCGAACCAUGAGGGGGGGGGGGGUGCGUUACGGACCAGGGAUUGACAACGAUCCGUUACACCACUAGUAGCUUAUCGUUAUUUGGGCUUCUGUUAUGUGGAAAUGUAUUUAUACACUUCUUUUUAUUUCCCCUUUUAUUUUGUCAAAGGAUUCUCUGAGGCAACAGAUAAAUCUCUGUGUGUGUGUGUGUUUUAUUAAAAAACAUUUUUCCAUCAUCGAGUGUGAGGGGCCUGAAUAUACACCGAGUACGACUAUAACAAUUUCAACUGGUCAUUCUGUUGGAAAAACGGAUUUAUAAACAAAGAAGAAUAAAGAAAAAUAUAAAUUUGCGAGACUUUUCAAGUCAUCGAUCAAUUUUUUGUACAACUUAAAGGAUACAUUUGCUGCUGUUGGAUUAAUUUCAAAGGCCAAAUACUAGUGGUUGAAUACAUGAAGUGUCCGUCCAGAUGAAUAUCAGGUAGUAGGACGGAGACAUGGAGAUGAAUAGAAAAAAAAGAUCCAGCCUCCUACUCAAAACAUUUUCGUUUUUCAUUUGUUUUUAAAUGUGUCUACACGACCCUUGUUACCGCUUCACUUCCCCACGUACCUUCAUCUUCUCCAUUGGCGGAAGGAAUGGUACCAGACAAAAGCAAAACAAAAAUGAAUCAUGACACUGGUUUUUCAGAUUAGCUCGAGGUUCAGGUACUUGUGUAGAUAUUUGAACAAUCGCUUUUGAAGGAAUUCUGGUUCUGAUUAUUUAAAAUAUUUAUUUACCUGGUCAAAGUUGACUGGUUUGUAUUUUCAUGUGGAAUCUUCAGCCUGUGUGAAUUAUUCACUUCAUCAUCAUCGCAUUCUUACCAACAGCAGAAGGAAAAUGUUCCAUGUUUGAGUGUCAUAAGUCGUGAACUGCUGUAGCUCCAUUUCUUCAAUCAUGUUUCUUGUCUUCUCAAGUCUUUUUCAAUCUGCCUUGAAAUAAACAGCAUGCCCUGAAGGGCAGGACAUCUG
Molecule: messenger RNA, 3993 nt
Organism: Gasterosteus aculeatus aculeatus (three-spined stickleback)
Lineage: Eukaryota; Metazoa; Chordata; Actinopteri; Perciformes; Gasterosteidae
Source: RefSeq, a predicted model, not a curated record